Spirodela intermedia is the source of this 2850-nucleotide messenger RNA. The record is from the annotation of a GenBank genome assembly. Lineage: Eukaryota; Viridiplantae; Streptophyta; Magnoliopsida; Alismatales; Araceae.
AUGGCGGCCAGCUUUCCGAAUCACAUCGUCUCGUCCUUCGCUGGCACUCGAAGUUGCGUAGCGCAGGCUCCAGCCGUAAGGUCUCUGGGAGCAUCAGUUAGCUUCCCUCGAAGCCCUAGCUGCUGGUUCCUGCGGCGGCAAUUUCCGGGCCUCUCUUCGGAUCGCCGUUUCCCCAAGGCCUCCCUAAAAGUUUCAGAAUCCAAUGCGAGGGUGCGUCUCUCUCAUUCCUUGCUUUUUUGCUGUAUUUUGUAGUUUAGUAUAUGGGGAAGAGACGGAAGGGCACUCCCCCUGAAUCGUGUGUCACAUAACUAUCCACCCGGAAGAAGUGGAGUGGUGCAGAGUAUAGGCUUUUUUUUUUGGUGUUUCGUGCAGUAAGUCUAUGAGAUACACCGUUGCUACCAAUUUGGCUGUGGAAAUUACAUGUCGCGAUUUUUAUGAACUUCGUCAGACGUUUUCCCCCGUCCUGUUGUUUAAUUAGCAUUUUAUUUCUUUUUUUAAUGGUUUGGAAUCAGAUGUGUGGGGUAUUGCUUGAAGAUUUCAUACAAUAGAUCCAGUCUCCAACGACCAAGCAAUAUACCUUGAUUUUUAUAGGAUAAUAUAGGAUAAUUGAGGACAUGAAAUCGUGAUUAUAAGCAAGUAUUUGACAUUGAAUCCUUUUUUCAGCCGUCGCGUAACCUGCUAUUUGAUUGGGACUGGUAAAUAGAGUGGAAUCCUCAAACAUGUUAGUUUCUGACUUCUUUGCUGCCCUUCAGACAGUCAGUAUAGAUGAAGACAAUCUGGUACAGGGAGGCGAUUCUUCUAAAAAACGGGACCAGAAAGGUGAAGCUACUCUCAAGUUCCUCAUUCAGGCUUACAGGGAAGCGAUCCUGAGUGGUGACAUGGAGAGCAUAACCAGCAUAGAGCUUGAAAUUCAGGCUUUGGAAAAGAAGCGGGACGAAUUGGCUGGCCAGGUCAAAGAAAUGACAACAGAGAUUACAACGGGAAAGGAGAAGUUUCUUCGUUUGAAUGCUGAUUUUGAGAAUUUCAGGAAGCGUUCUGAGAAAGAUCGACUCAGUUUCACAUCUAAUAUCCAGAGAGAUGUAAUCGAGAGUCUCUUGCCGAUAGUUGACAGUUUUGAAAGAGCAAGACAGCAGCUGAAACCAGAAACGGAGAAGGAGAAAAAAAUAGAUACUAGUUACCAGGGAAUCUACAAGCAAUUCGUGGAGAUUUUGCGAAGCUUGCGUGUAGCUGUUGUACAGACUGUGGGCAGCCAAUUCGAUCCAUCGGUAAGCAAAAGUACAUUUUAUAGUUUAUUUUUAUUUGCCUCUCUUCUUCUCCUUUUUUUUUUUUUUUUUUUUUGGCCCGGUUCUCCUCUUGUUAAUUUUCAGCCAUGUUAAUGUCUCUGUUUUCCAGCAUAUGUUUACCUGUUUUUUUAGGCGACUAGACUCGUUUAAUGGAGGAAUUCCAUCAACCCCAUAAGUCUGCAACCCGUUGAUUGAGGUUUCAAAAAUUUAUUUCCUAGCCCUCUGGUUGUUCAAAUCUUGAUCCUGUGACAAAUACCCUCAUCCAAAUCCUCCGUUCCUGAUGCGUGGAGCCCUUUUCUAUAUAUGCGCAUGCAUGCACGCACCACAUUCGCACAUCAUACAGUUCCCCGUCACCAAGUGCAUAAAGCAAUAAAGUGAUCCGGAAUAAUGCAUCUGCUAUAAACAAGAUUUGACCGGUGGUAUGUUGUUUUUAUUAUUAUUAUUACAGCAAUUUCCUUUACCUGAUUCUUCGACAAUGAAGAUCCCUUCAUUCUUUUCUUUUUUUAUCUCCUGUUUUGGCCUUGUUUCCUUCUUGUUACGUCCAAAGAUCUCUAAGUUCAGCAGGUUGAUCAGUCUGUGGGCGAGCAUUUUGAUCAGUCUGUCUGGCAUUUAUAAUGCUUCUCAUGAAAAAAAAGUCAAGGUAGGAAACAAGGGAGAGGAUUUUCAGUAUCUCCCAUAAAGAAUAUGCGUACAGAGUUGAGAUACGCAUCAAGAAAGUGAAGCAAAGGUUCAUUGGGAGGGGAGGGGGGUGGUGAAUGCCUUCUCUAAAGCGGUAUGGGACUAUAAUUCCUCUCAAAUGGGGCCGGCAAGCGUCCCCAUUAUCUACAUCUCUAUCGGUGUCUGUAUGUUAAAUGCAAAAAUAUAGGCAUUAAUUAUGUUAUCGCGAAAGUUUUAAUUCUCCUUUUUUUUUUCUUUUUUUUUCUUUUCUUUUUUUUUUUUUUUUUGGCUUACCUUGUUCUGAUCGGUGGUAUAAUCCCCAUCCGGCUGACGCCCGUUUGUGUGAUUUUGGUGGCGAAGAUCCACGAGGCGGUAGGAAGAGUGGAGUCCCAGAAGUUCAAGGAGGGCGUCGUCGUGGAGGAGAUAUCUCGGGGGUUCGUCCUCGGCGACCGGGUCUUGAGGCCGGCCAAAGUCAGAGUCUCCGCCGGCGCUGGCACCGUUGCCGCUAACGAUGCCAACCCCGACGCCGAGGGCCCGACCGCAGAAGCCGCCUGGCCUGGUGAGGAUUCGCUCCCGGCCCAAUAGAAAACCACCUUCAUGGGAACCGUUUCUGGUUUCCGUGCCCAGUUUUGCCCUUUUCUGAUGCUCGAUUAUGGCAUCUCAAUUAUUCUCCUCUCUCUCUCUCUCACAUUGUUUCUCUCUCUAAUGCUGGGCGUGUAAUGCUAGAAUUCGGUCAUGAAGUCAGGGAGGAUUCGUUCUCAUGGGAAGAAGUAUGAGAUAGAGAUUCACCCUGGCUUCCUUCCAACCACUGUCUCUAUUAUUGUGUAGGUGAGAUGAUAAGCGAAAGCUUGGGGGGGGCCGUCUCGUCCUGGCUGUAGCUUGGGGACGAAGGAUAAGUCAGAUGCGGUAG